This is a messenger RNA of Heterostelium album PN500, 519 nucleotides long. RefSeq lists its product as uncharacterized. The transcript has 3 exons. The record is from RefSeq and is a predicted model, not a curated record. Lineage: Eukaryota; Evosea; Eumycetozoa; Acytosteliales; Acytosteliaceae. The coding region runs from base 1 to 519 and encodes 172 amino acids.
AUGUUAGAAAGCAAAAGUGGAAGUGGUUCAAAUACUACCACUACACUAAAAACUAUUACUUCCCAAGAUGACAAACAAAUUGAAUCACAAAAAAAAUUUGUAAUUUGUAAUUGCCCACAUCAAAGUAUCCUUCAUUCUGACUUGGCUCUGAGUGGUAGUGGUGAAACUAUUACACAUCACUAUAGCACCAGUGAUUGUGGAGAAGUUCAUGAAACCAAAACAACAACUACUUCAACCACUUCAACUAGAUCUCGUAUUCGAACAAGGGAAUGGGGUAGUGGUGAUGAUGAUGACGAUUAUAACAACAGCAAUAAUAAUAACAAAAACAACAAUAAUAAUAAUAAUAAUGAUCAAGUUGAAAUGGAUGUUCAUGAUCCAAAUUAUGAAGAGGAGUAUGAAUAUGAAAUGGAAGGAUCACAACAACCCGAAGAUUGGAUUAUUUCAGGAGAAGCUUUACAUCAAUCUAUUGAAAAACAACAACAAAUACCUCCACCACCUUUGGGCAGUUCAAUGAUUUGA